CCAGAUUUUGAACAAAAUAAAAGCAAAAUCUGGGAACCUCUGGACCGAAACGGAAUACCAAAAAACCAAACCCUAGAUUUCUUUGCCGCUGAAAGGGAACAAUUCGUCUUUGGAAAGUAGUUUUCAGAUCCAAAUAUUACCUGCGAAGCGUUUAAUUUUGAUCUUUAUAAGCCAAGAUACUGCUCAGUUACAGUGAUUUAAAGUAGAAAGAAACCUUGGGUUCGGUUUGUAUUUGUGAGAUCUUGUGAGAUAUUUAUCUUCUUGUAGGAAAAGAGGAUCGUCAAGAUGAUGUCCAAAUCGUAUACCAAUCUUUUAGAUCUAGCGUCCGGUAAUUUUCCGGUAAUGGGCCAAACCCGUGAGAAGAAGCGAUUGCCACGUGUCAUGACUGUACCAGGGGUGAUUUCUGAGCUUGAUGAUGAUCAGGCUAAUAGUGUCACAUCGGACGUACCUUCUUCUGUUGUUCAGGAUCGGAUCAUCAUUGUAGCUAAUCAACUGCCUGUGAAAGCUAAACGAAGACCUGAUAAUAAAGGAUGGAGUUUUAGCUGGGAUGAGGAUUCAUUGUUGUUGCAAUUGAAAGAUGGCUUGCCCGAAGAUAUGGAGGUUUUGUAUGUGGGUUCUUUGAGGGUUGAUGUUGACGCAAAUGAACAAGAUGAUGUGUCGCAACUUUUGUUGGAUAGAUUCAAGUGUGUUCCAGCUUUCUUGCCACAUGACAUUUUGUCCAAGUUUUAUCAUGGAUUCUGUAAACAGCAUUUAUGGCCGUUGUUCCAUUAUAUGCUUCCUUUCUCUGCAGCUCAUGGUGGGAGGUUUGACCGCUCAUUGUGGGAAGCAUAUGUGGCAGCAAAUAAGAUUUUCUCGCAAAGAGUGAUUGAGAUUAUCAAUCCUGAGGAUGACUACGUAUGGAUUCAUGAUUAUCAUCUGAUGGUUCUGCCUACAUUCUUAAGGAGGAGGUUUACUCGGUUGAGGAUGGGGUUUUUUCUUCACAGUCCAUUUCCUUCUUCGGAAAUAUAUAGAACUUUGCCUGUGAGGGAAGAGAUACUUAAGGCGCUUCUGAAUUCGGACCUCAUUGGCUUUCACACUUUCGAUUAUGCUCGGCAUUUUCUCUCUUGCUGUAGCAGGAUGUUGGGUUUGGAUUAUCAGUCAAAGAGGGGCUAUAUUGGGUUGGAGUAUUAUGGUAGGACGGUUGGGAUAAAGAUCAUGCCAGUUGGUAUUCACAUGGGGCAGAUUGAGUCUGUUUUGAGACUUGCAGAUUCAGAGUGGAGGGUUGGAGACAUUAAACGGCAAUUUGAAGGAAAGACUGUGUUGCUUGGAGUUGAUGACAUGGACAUCUUUAAAGGUGUCAAUUUGAAGCUGUUGGCAAUGGAACAAAUGUUGAAGCAGCAUCCAAAGUGGCAGGGAAGGGCCGUUUUGGUACAGAUUGCAAAUCCUGCUAGGGGAAGAGGAAAGGAUCUUGAGGAAAUACAGGACGAAAUACAAGCAAGUUGCAAGAGAAUCAAUGAAAGCUUUGGGCGGCCUGGGUAUGAACCGAUUGUGUUCAUUGAUAGACCAGUAUCUCUUAGUGAAAGAGCUGCAUAUUACGCCAUCGCCGAGUGUGUCGUAGUGGCAGCUGUAAGGGAUGGGAUGAAUCUCACUCCUUAUGAGUAUAUUGUGUGCAGGCAGGGAGUAUCUGAAUCAGAGACUAGUUCGGAAUCAACUGGGCCCAGGAAGAGCAUGCUGGUCGUAUCAGAGUUCAUUGGAUGCUCCCCUUCCCUCAGCGGUGCUAUUAGGGUUAACCCUUGGAACAUUGAAGCAACUGCUGAGGCAAUGAAUGAGGCAAUUUCAAUGGCUGAUGCUGAAAAGCAGUUGCGCCAUGAGAAACAUUACAGGUAUGUCAGCACACAUGAUGUGGCAUAUUGGUCACGGAGCUUCUUCCAAGAUUUGGAGAGGACUUGCAAAGACCAUUUCCGAAGGCGUUGUUGGGGAAUUGGCUUGAGCUUUGGAUUCAGAGUUGUAGCACUAGAUCCUAAUUUCAGAAAAUUGUCUAUUGAUCACAUUGUCUCUGCAUAUUUACGGUCCAAAAAUCGGGCUAUACUGUUGGACUAUGAUGGAACUGUAAUGCCACAAACAUCCAUCAACAAAACUCCUAGUCGAGAGGUCAUAUCAAUCAUAAAUACACUUUGUGGGGAUGUGAAAAACAAGGUUUUCAUUGUUAGUGGCAGGGGGAAAGAUAGUUUAGGCAAGUGGUUUUCUCCAUGCAAGAAGCUUGGAAUUGCAGCUGAGCAUGGUUACCUCCUGAGGUGGCCUACGGAUGAGAACUGGGAGAUUUGUGACCAAAGUAAUGACUUUGGGUGGAUGCAAAUAGCUGAGCCUGUGAUGAAAUUGUAUACAGAAGCUACAGAUGGUUCUUACGUUGAGACCAAGGAGAGUGCCUUGGUGUGGCACCAUCAAGAUGCUGACGCUGGGUUCGGAACGAGCCAGGCCAAGGAGAUGCUGGACCAUCUUGAAAGUGUUCUGGCAAAUGAGCCGGUGGCAGUCAAAAGAGGCCAAUUUAUUGUGGAAGUGAAGCCACAGGGUGUCAGUAAAGGUCUGGUUGCUGAAAAGAUCUUCAGAUCAAUGGCAGAUAGUGGAAGGCAGGCUGAUUUUGUUCUGUGCAUUGGUGAUGAUAGAUCAGAUGAAGACAUGUUUGAGAUCAUCGGCAAUGCUAUGACUAGUGGUGUCCUUUCUUCAAAUACAUCUGUUUUUGCCUGCACUGUUGGACAGAAACCAAGUAAAGCCAGGUAUUACUUGGAUGACACCAGUGAAGUUGUAUUCAUGCUUGAUGCUCUAGCAGAAGCUUCCGACUCUCCACCUUCCACUCCAGAAGAACCUUCUCCUUAAACACCUCAUCAGAAUUUGGCGCUCUCCUCCAAGCCAGGCAAGAAGAUCCCAUGCUGGCCGGUGUUGGCAAGUAGCAAUUGUUUAUGCUCUAUUUGGUAUUUGCUCUGAGGGGGGAUGCCAUUAUUGUUUGGUUAUUUUGAUGGCUGAGAAUGAGAAAAUGACAAUGGCUUGGUCCCGCUGCUUUUGAGACAAACAUUGAAUUACUCACUAAGUGGAACAGAAUUUCAGGUGGGCAAAAUGGAGUAAAAAUUUGAUGGUUGGUUAGACCCUUUUGGAUUUACACUCGAGGAACUUCUUGGAACAGGACGAAAGGUUGAAAUAAAUGCUCCAUCCACAUCAGUGUAAAGGCUAACAUUAGUGUCACAAUAACGUAUGUGGCAUGCAUUUUCAGUUGCUUUCCUCGCUGGGAGGCUACUGUGAUAAGGUGGAAAUUGAUUUUAUGGUAAUCGGUUGAUCUACAUAUCCCUAGUUGAAUUAACAGUAUACUAGUGCCUGCCUUUAUUUUAAAAUUUUCUUCCUCAUCUGGGGUGAGAGCAGUCUCAAUUUUUUUUUUUUACUUGGCAUUAUUCAUCUGGAGUAUUUCCAUUGUUAGUAGUGAUGCUUGUUUGAGUUCAUAUGUUAUGCUACUUCAAAUGAGUGCAUUCAUCUGUCCCUAUAAUGCAAUGCCUAAUAAAAUUUGUGCAUCGUAGAAAAGGUUUAGCUUGAA
Messenger RNA from Tripterygium wilfordii, 3559 nucleotides. Its product is annotated as probable alpha,alpha-trehalose-phosphate synthase [UDP-forming] 7. Gene Ontology annotation, cellular component: cytosol. The transcript has 4 exons. NCBI's taxonomy places the organism in Eukaryota, Viridiplantae, Streptophyta, Magnoliopsida, Celastrales, Celastraceae. Gene Ontology annotation, biological process: trehalose biosynthetic process. Gene Ontology annotation, molecular function: catalytic activity. The coding region runs from base 286 to 2853 and encodes 855 amino acids. The record is from RefSeq and is a predicted model, not a curated record.